Camelina sativa (false flax) is the source of this 1252-nucleotide messenger RNA. RefSeq names its product serine/arginine-rich splicing factor RS2Z33. NCBI's taxonomy places the organism in Eukaryota, Viridiplantae, Streptophyta, Magnoliopsida, Brassicales, Brassicaceae. Gene Ontology annotation, molecular function: zinc ion binding; RNA binding. The record is from RefSeq and is a predicted model, not a curated record.
AUCGCUAUGGGAACACUCGUCUGUACGUUGGUCGCUUAUCAUCUCGUACUCGUACCCGAGACCUUGAACGUCUUUUCGACAGAUUCGGAAGGUCUCUGGGACCUGGAGGUGUUUGAUGAAUGGGUGGACUUGGUGGAAUUUCUUGCCAAGUGUAUAGGGGCGGGGGCCGCCUUGGCGAAUCUGUUUGUUGAUUUUGUUUGUGUGUGUGUGUUUUGAUGGAAACGGAGACUCAGUCUCAAAAUGGUGUUUACCAAGUACUUAUGAUGUGAUGGCCUUACUUUUCUGCCAACAAUUUCUUCCGCAGAGUUCGCGAUGUGGAUAUGAAGCGAGAUUAUGCUUUUGUUGAAUUUAGUGAUCCCCGUGAUGCUGAUGACGCGAGACAUUACUUGGAUGGACGCGACAUUGAUGGGAGUCGCAUCACUGUGGAGUUUUCAAGAGGAGCACCUCGUGGUUCUCGGGAUUAUGAUAGCAGAGGCCCACCUCCUGGGUCUGGUCGCUGUUUUAACUGUGGUGUUGACGGUCAUUGGGCUCGAGACUGCACAGCAGGGGACUGGAAGAACAAGUGUUACCGUUGUGGAGAGAGAGGACACAUCGAGAGAAACUGCAAAAACAGCCCCAAGAAGCUUAGGAGGAGUGGAAGCUACUCCAGGUCACCUGUAAGAUCCCGUUCUCCUCCUCGUCGUAGAAGAAGCCCAAGCCGGAGUCUUAGCCGAAGCUACAGUCGAUCAAGAUCCCCGGUGAGAAGAAGAGAGAGGAGUGUGGAAGAGAGAUCACGCAGUCCAAAGCGAAUGGAUGACUCUCUGUCACCAAGAGGCCGAGAUCGUAGUCCGGUUCUUGAUGAUGAAGGCAGCCCAAAGAUCAUUGAUGGGAGCCCGCCACCAUCUCCAAAGCUUCAAAAGGAAGAUGGUUCAGACCGUGAUGGUGGUAGCCCCCAAGACAAUGAGAAUGGCAGAAACUCUGGAGCCGGCGGUGACAGCCCAAGAGAGGACCGUAGCCCUGUUGAUGAUGAUUACGAGCCAAACCGUGCUUCCCCUAGAGGAAGCGAGUCCCCUUAACUCUCUGAUGGCUCAAGGCCUCAGGUUACAGGUGUUAGCAUGUGUACUAUUGGAUCGACCGACUGCUAGAUACUUCCUUUCUCGUUUAAGUGUGUUUGCUUUGGACCCCUUUAAGUUCAUGUUAUCAAGAGUUUUUCUAUUUAAGACAUAUUGUUGGAUGUGUUCUGUUUCAAACAAGUUUUCAAAGGUUGUUGUUA